AUGGAAGCGGAAGCAUGUGCAGAGCGUUUUCUAUGGUGCUUCGCCCGCUACCACUGGUGGCCCGACGCUAUAACGAGCGAUAGGGGCUCGAAUUGGGCAGGCCGCUUUUGGAGGCACAUGUGCAAGUUACUGGGGAUCGACCAGCAGCUAAGCACGGCGUACCACCCCCAAACCGACGGAGGCCCUGAGAGGAUGAACCAAGAAGUACAGGCAUACCUCCGCGCCGUGAUUAACCAGAACCAGAACGACUGGGAUAAGUGGGUUCCCGCGGCUCAGAUGGCGUUAAACGGUCGGGUCAAUACCUCUAUAGGGAUGUCCCCAUUCUUCGCUAUACACGGCUAUGAGCCGAAGUCACCAGUUCCCCUCGUUACGGAAGCAUAUGCGGAAGAGUAUCCUCAUUCGCCAGAAACCAGGGCAAAGAAAUUUGUUACCAAACUACAACAGAUUACGGACCUCUGCCAAGCAUCAAUGGCGACAGCUACGCAGCAACAAGAACGCUUCGCUAACAGACGACGGAACGCGGCAGAACGCUUCGAAGUAGGCGAUAAGGUUUGGCUUGACUUACGGAACUACGCGUCAGAGCGACCUAAGAAGAAGUUCGACUGGCUGCACGCUAAGUAUACGAUAAGCAAGGUACUCGACCCACACGGUUGA
Messenger RNA from Hirsutella rhossiliensis, 654 nucleotides. RefSeq names its product integrase core domain-containing protein. Gene Ontology annotation, molecular function: nucleic acid binding. The record is from RefSeq and is a predicted model, not a curated record. The coding region runs from base 1 to 654 and encodes 217 amino acids. The transcript has a single exon. Gene Ontology annotation, biological process: DNA integration. Lineage: Eukaryota; Fungi; Ascomycota; Sordariomycetes; Hypocreales; Ophiocordycipitaceae.